AUGCAACGACGCUGCUCCGAUUGGGGGACCCAAAAGCAUAUCUCAUCCACCAUAGCCUACUUCUUCUGGACCCUCUCCAUCAAACACCCCGGUUUGGAGAUCGAGGGCAAGCUGCCAGUGGAUUGGUGCAAGGCCUACAUCGAGUUGGGGCAUGACUCUGUGCCUACUUUGCUGAAUGAGAGCUGUGGAAUUACUAACGAGUUUCUAACUUCCAAUGCCAUCAAGGCGUGUCUCUACCAAGAUGAGAGUCGUGGAAUGGAAGUGAUAGAUGCACUCCGCAACCUCGAGACGGAUCCAACUUACUGCGAGUGGAUGAAAGGCCGCGCAGGCGCGCUCUAUAUUCUGCGCAUAAUACGAAAGUGGCUGCCUAAUCUGACCACGGCCGUAAACGAGGUCAUCACAUUGCUAAUCGAGGAUAUCCUCCCGCAGCAGCCUUGGAGCUGGAGCGAUCGGAGAUAUAUAGGGGCAGUGCAUGGCGAUAUUGGAAUCCUGACCCAGAUCUUCUUGAGUGAUCCAUCCUACGCUCCCAAGCUGGAAAGCAAGCUUCUGGAGCUCUUGAAUGUGCAGGGCGAAGAGGGCAACUGGCCAGUUAUUGAGGGCAAGGAGAAAGGGCUCAUCCAAUUUUGCCACGGUGCGCCGGGCGUCCUUAUCUCGCUCCUGGCUAUCAGACAGCAUUUUACUGCGCUGCAUGAGAAGAUUGACAAGGCCAUCGUGCUUGGGAGUAAGAUGACGUGGGAGAGGGGCCUCCUGACUAAAGAGCCCAAUAUCUGUCAUGGUAUCACAGGCAAUGCCUUGGUGCUUGAGCCGCGGCAGAAAGAGCACUUUCUUUGCCUUGCAACGCCUGAGAAGGUCGCGCAGGGCGUUGCGGACGGGGUGUUUGAGAAAGAUUCGGACCCGUUUGGAUUACUCUGGGGGGAGGCAGGUAGGGCCUGGGUCUGGAUGGAAGUUUGGGAUGGGAGCGAGGGGAAGCUCAUCCUCUAUAGUGACGUGUAG
Molecule: messenger RNA, 993 nt
Organism: Pseudogymnoascus destructans
Lineage: Eukaryota; Fungi; Ascomycota; Leotiomycetes; Thelebolales; Thelebolaceae
Exons: 2
Coding region: 1-993 (330 amino acids)
Biological process (GO): carbohydrate metabolic process; peptide modification
Cellular component (GO): plasma membrane
Source: RefSeq, a predicted model, not a curated record